AUGCUGUCGAUGUCCAUGCUUGCCUCUGCUUGGAUUUCUGUAGCAAAAAGGCUGGUGAUGAAAGUCUCGCUGCAGGCCACAACACAGACUCCUUGGAGCGCUGAGAAAAGAGAAGAAUGUUGGGGUGCAGUAACGAUGACAAAUGCGUCAACAUCAGUAAUAAUGCCCUCGAGUCAGUGCUGUGGAUGGGUUGAUCUGGACACCUCCUUAAAGCGUAUACUGCUUAUAGAAAAUCAGAUUUGGGGCCCAUAUUUUACUGGGCAUUGUAUACUCGCUUCUCCCGUGGAUUUGAGCUGUUUUGGUGAGAUUGUUCAGCGCCGAGUCUUUGCCUUUCAGUAUUUUGAGGCUUUCGAAAGACAGAAGGUGUUCUCAGACUCUGAUAUGCAGUUCGACUUGAAGGCUUGCCCUGAAGAUUUGCUUGACACCUGGGGUCCUGGAGAUUUCAUCAUGCCAAAAAAUGACUCAGAAAACCUCCAUGCAAUAUCGAUUGGUGGUGGCCUAAUUAUCUCCACCUCUACAGAAAACCACCAGUUGCCCAUUCUGCACUGGAGCCGUGCAUCGGAGGGCAACACAAUAUCCUCUUCAACUUUCCCUCGCAAUGAAAAGAUGUUCAUCGGGUCAAGAGUCUCGAUAAACCAGGCCUGCAGGGUCACCCCACAGGAACAAGUUCAGAUGGCUAUUCCAUGGUUGAAGGAGCUAGGCGGACAAAGCGUUGUGGGAAUAAUGAACUUCGCCCAGACGUGGGUAAAGAGACUGGGCCAGACCAAGAAGUCCAACAUUCUCGCCAAGAGAUCGCUUUCCAUCGCCGAUCUAGAAGGGCCUUUCGCUGUCCAGGUUAGCUUUUGUACUGGCAUCGCCCGACGGGUGCGGCUGCGAGAGCUCCUCGCCGAUGUCCUACCCGCUUACGUUGCAGACCUCGCUACCCAGCCCUAUUACUGGAAGAGACUUCAAGGCUGUAACAUCCUGCAGAUAUUGCGAGAUGGCGAUUUUAGAGCACGCUACCAAAAGCUAGACCGUGAACUGCAAGCAAAAUUCGAGACUCUCGCUAUCGCUGUCCUGUUUCUAUUGCAAGACACGGGUGUAGAUACGAAGGGUGAAAAGUUCGUUGUUGGUUGCGCCCCGUUGGAAUUAAUAGUCCAAUGCUUCAAAAUACCCAUUGAGAAGGAGAGCUUCUGGGCUCGAAUACUUGCCGACUCUGAGGACGUAGCGACCUUCGCUUACGUGGCGACGAGGUGCUUCGAAACGGACCUGGUUAGAUGUCGAGGUCCGAACGAGCCAUGGGUGAACACAACAGCCCUGUUCUGGGCAGCUGUAUCACUGUGUCAAGGCCGGCUAGUCAAGGAGGGAAUAACAGCACAACAGACAAAUUGGACUUUGAAGGAUUCAGAGGCGUAUCUUAUCGGGCGAGCCGACGCACCAUUACUUGUUCGAGUCAUUCGACCCAGUGUCCAGAACGAGCCAGAAUUGCUGAUUUCGAUGAGCACAAUUAUAGCUCCGUUUUUGAGAAGGUGGAACAGGAAGGUGGGAUACAGAAGGCCAUGGAGGUUGCGAGAAAGCAGAGCUAUAGAUCAUCAGCAUCAGAUGGCUGAGAGUGUUGUGGUGACUGCUGACUUUGGGACUUCAUAA
Molecule: messenger RNA, 1626 nt
Organism: Fusarium redolens
Lineage: Eukaryota; Fungi; Ascomycota; Sordariomycetes; Hypocreales; Nectriaceae
Exons: 2
Coding region: 1-1626 (541 amino acids)
Source: RefSeq, a predicted model, not a curated record